AGAAAACCCUAACCUAGUCAAUUUUAAUCAAGAUUUCCUAAAGGCAACAAUGGUGGGGUGGAGGAUUCGAGCAGACAUGGCGGAAAUAGACGUUGGACGAGUUUACAGUGGUAAUCCAUCAAUCUUCUCGAUUAAACUGUUUUAUAAUGGAGUUUUUACAAAGUUUCCUGGAAGGAGAUACAUAAAGGGAAAAGUAAAGUAUGUUGAUUUAGUGGACAUUGACGAGUUCUCUAUUCAUGAUAUUGAUGAAAUGAUGGACAUCCUUAGUUGCGUAGAGGAAGGUAAGUUAUUGUAUUAUCACUUCAAAAGACCAUUAUCAGAUUUGGACACUGGUUUGUUUGCUUUGGCUUGUGAUAGUGAUAUUAACCACUUGAGGACAUAUGUGGAGAAACAUAAACUUAUUGAAGUUUAUAUAGAGCAUGAAGACUUUGAUCAAGACUUUACUUCUUUUGUACAAGAUGAGGUCAAUCAAAGUGAGGACAUAGGAGUGCAUGGUGAUGAUUUGACUGACAGUGAAGAUAGUGACUUCCUAUUAGACGAGGAUAACAUGAUUGAGGAGCCUGACAUAGUUAUGAAAGAAUUUUUCUCGAACAUUGACCAAAAUGCAGAAUGGAUGGGUGACAAUGGAGGGUCAAGUAUGAAUGUAGAAGAUGGUAAGGAAGAUGAACAAAUCGAGCAACAUGCUGUCGAGACUAGAAGAGAGAUUGUCAUAAUUAAAAAUGACAAAAAUAGGGUAAGGGCCGUUUGUAAAGGUAGCAUACCAGACCUUAUUGAAGUAGGUGUUGGUGGGCCUGUUGAAGAAAGGAAGUGCCUGUGGGUCCUAUAUGCAAGCAAGUGGAGUAACAAUGCAGAUUGGGAGGUGGAAAGUAACCCCACAAUUCCUACAAGAGCUCUACAAGAACAACUCCAACGCCAAUACCAAUGUGACAUUUCAAAGAUGAAGGUAUUUCGGGAAAAAACCGAGGCAAAUAUUCAUGUGAGAGACACCACCGUGAAAAUCAAAGUUGAAACUGAACCCAAUCCCCACUGUGAAUCAAGAAUAUUCAAGCGGAUAUACAUAUGCUUAGGGUCAUUGAAGAAUGGUUUUGCAGCUGGAAAACGAGAUUAUCUUGGUUUGGAUGGGUCUUUUAUGAAGGGUCCUUAUCCAGGAAUAGUCCUCACUGUAGUGGGUCUUGAUGGACCAUGGAUGGACCAGUGUGUUGUUGACAUGGUUCAACACACAUGUUCUUGUAGGAAACGGGAACUCACUGGCAUCCCAUGUAAGCAUGCAAUAGUUGCAAUAUGGGAUAUGAGAAAAAACAACAAAGAUGUAGGGUUGCCUGAAUCAUGGGUUCAUCCCACUUACUGGCUAAAAACAUGGAAGGAAAUACCAAAAAAGAAACGAAAGAAGUCUGAUGUGGAAGAUUUGGUGAAGGGGAAUAGUGCUUCAAGGAAAAAUAAAUUUGUGACAUGUUCGAAAUGCAAAAAUAAUGGUCAUAAUGCUAGAAGUUACAAAGGUCAGAAAGAAAAUGGUGUUGGGAAGGAAGAUGGUGUAGGGAAGAAAGCAGAUGGUGAUGGGAAGAAAACAAAUGGUGAUGGGAAGAAGAAAGCAGUUGGUGCUGGGAAGAAACCAAAUGGUGCUGGAAAGAAAGGAAAGAAUGGUGCUGGGAAGAAGAAAGUAGUUGGUGUUGGGAAGAAACCAAAUAGUGCUGGAAAGAAAGGAAAGAAUGUUGUUUGA
This is a messenger RNA of Lactuca saligna, 1717 nucleotides long. Lineage: Eukaryota; Viridiplantae; Streptophyta; Magnoliopsida; Asterales; Asteraceae. The record is from the annotation of a GenBank genome assembly.